CACAAAAGACGCUCGUUUUUAGAGCCUCAUUUAUUCUAACUAUUAAUUAUCUUUUUCUAUAUUUCGUGAAACAUUAAAAUAUAUUUUCAGCAAAAUGGCAUUUGUAUAUAGUUGUUGCUUUUACUUUUCUCUUCGUUUAGGGGGAAUUAUAAUAGCAAUUUUUUCAAUUGUUCAAGCUGUUGUGAAUAUAGCAGUUUUAAGUCUUGCUGCCGAGAAUAUUGAUAAAAUAAAACAAUUUUUAGUUCCGUGGAUUGAUGAUGUUAGUCUUACGUAUGUUACUGAUUUAAUAUCAUACUUUUUGGAAGAUCUUGAUAAAUACAUUAGUUAUGUUAUAACUACACUUUCCUUUUAUAUUUUCGGAUGUGUUUUUUAUAUUUACGGGGCAUAUAAGCUUAUUAAUAUUUUGAUGUUUCCUUUUAUUUUGCUGGAAUUGCUACGAUUAUUUGUAUUGACUUUCUUUAUGAUAACUGGACUAUUGGUACUUAAGCAGAAUACAAUGGACCUUGGUCUUCUUAUUGGAAUAAGCGUUAUUGUAGGAUUCACUCUAGUGGGAAUGUUUUAUCUGUGGGUUUGUUUAGCAAAUCUUCCUAUUUUGAUAAAUGAAAUGAAAGAAGAUGAACAAAUAGCUUUAAUUGAAAAAUUGCAGAAAAUUAUUGAAAAGAGCAAUUUAAGAUAUUCGUCUGAUUGGACGGAUCAACCAGUUGGGGGCGGACGCUUUAAAUUACAGAACCAGAAAGAAAUAUUCUUCGUGUCCAGGAAUAAAAUAGUGGAUAGACCACCGCAAUAUAAUUUUAAGUUUAAUACAGCAAAAUAAUGAUUAUUUUG
Messenger RNA from Colias croceus (clouded yellow), 825 nucleotides. RefSeq lists its product as uncharacterized. The record is from RefSeq and is a predicted model, not a curated record. The transcript is spliced from 5 exons. Bases 95 to 814 code for a protein of 239 amino acids. NCBI's taxonomy places the organism in Eukaryota, Metazoa, Arthropoda, Insecta, Lepidoptera, Pieridae.